CCAUUAGCUACAGAACCUUGGGCAAGUCACAUCCCCUUCCUGAGCCUCAGUUUCCCCAUCUGAAAUAAAAUGGACUAGAUCCUCUAAGAUCUCUUGGAACUCUGUCAUUCUGCAAUUCCCAGCAAGUCCAGGGCUCAAACUGUGCAUUUGCUGAAGACCCUUCCAUGGAACUCUGGGGGACCCUAUAUCCCCUCCUUACAGGUGGUCUUGCUUCUUUCAUUGCGAGGCACCCUGAGCUGAAACAGAUUCAGCAGUUUCCAGCCCAGGGAGUUGUGGUUUCUCCACCCAGAGGCAGCGGGAGCCUUCUGACCCCGUGGAGGCCUGGAACACAUGAAUCAAAAUAGUUGUGUGAUGUCAUGUCAUAAUGGGAAUGUGCUCUGGCCAAUUGGUGCCAAGAAUUGUCUGUACAGGGUGGUUUCCUUUUACAGUCUUUUUAAAGAGACAUCUGCAGAUCCGCACAUGACUGGCGGGCCGGCGCUCCCCUUGCCUAUUUCGUCUUCCCUCCUUUUUUAAUUUCAAGGAGGAAAAAGCCCUGGAGUGUCUGAGUGUGAGGCUGACCUUAACUAUAUAAACAAACCCACGGUGAGGUUCUGCCGGCGCUUCCGGCAGCUUCUUGUCUGCAUAAGGACAGUGGACUGCUCCAGCGCUGUGGCUGGAGCUGCAGACCGUGAGGACUGCUGGGCUCUCAAUCAGAGGCGGGACUGCUGUGGGAUUGCCCUGCGUGUCCCGUGGCUGCUGGCUCCGAGAGGGACCCACCCUGCGUUAGCACCAGGGCCCCCUACGAGGACGCCUGGCUCGCAGGCUGUCGCUUGAGCACGCGCUCUAUCUCUAAGCUCUUGGUGGCCGAGGCUGCUGGGCGCCCCGCACCUGCCGGCUGAUGCUGCACCUCUCCCGGCUCCCUGCCACCUGGGACUGACACUGGUUCUGCAGGUUCUGGUAUGUCCACCUGUCACUGCUCCUGUGGCCACAGCUACUCAUGAAGCGCUUCGGCAGUCUCAGGGGGAACAAGAAACACAAGGACCCAAACCGAAGCACCGAGAGGCGCCAGUCGGAGCCCCAUGGCCUUUUUGCCUCAGGCCUCUCCUCCUCUCCGUCGACACCCACCCAAGUGGCCAAGCAGCACACUUUUCCUCUUGAAUCCUAUCAGCAUGAACCUGAGCGACUGGAAAAUCGCAUCUAUGCCUCCUCUUCCCCUCCUGACACAGGCCAGAGGUUCUGUCCGUCCUCCUUCCAGAGCUCAGCCAGGCCUCCGUCAGCAUCGCCGACACACUACGCUCCCUCCAGAACCGCGGCGCUGGCGGCGGCCCCGGGACCUGCGGAAGCCGGCAUGCUGGAGAAAUUCGAGUUGGAGGAAGAAGCAGAAGACUCAGAAAGUGGCGUUUACAUGCGAUUCAUGAGGUCGCACAAGUGUUACGACAUCGUUCCAACCAGUUCAAAGCUCGUUGUCUUUGAUACUACGUUACAAGUUAAAAAGGCCUUCUUUGCCUUAGUAGCCAAUGGUGUUCGUGCAGCGCCGCUGUGGGAGAGUAAAAAGCAGAGUUUUGUAGGAAUGCUAACAAUUACAGAUUUCAUAAAUAUACUACAUAGAUACUAUAAAUCACCCAUGGUACAGAUUUAUGAAUUAGAGGAACAUAAGAUUGAAACAUGGAGGGAGCUUUAUUUACAAGAAACAUUUAAGCCUUUAGUGAAUAUAUCUCCAGAUGCAAGCCUCUUCGAUGCUGUAUACUCGUUGAUCAAAAAUAAAAUCCACAGAUUGCCAGUUAUUGACCCUAUCAGUGGGAAUGCACUUUAUAUACUUACCCACAAAAGAAUCCUCAAGUUCCUCCAGCUUUUUAUGUCUGAUAUGCCAAAGCCCGCCUUCAUGAAGCAGAACCUGGAUGUACUUGGAAUCGGGACCUACCACAACAUCGCCUUCAUACACCCGGACACGCCCAUCAUUAAGGCCCUGAAUGUCUUUGUGGAAAGACGGGUGUCGGCCUUGCCUGUAGUGGACGAGUCAGGAAAAGUUGUAGAUAUUUAUUCCAAAUUUGAUGUAAUUAACCUUGCUGCUGAAAAAACGUACAAUAACUUAGAUAUCACAGUGACCCAGGCCCUUCAGCACCGCUCACAGUAUUUCGAAGGUGUUGUGAAGUGCAGUAAGCUGGAAGUGCUGGAGACCAUUGUGGAUAGAAUAGUAAGAGCUGAGGUCCAUCGGCUGGUGGUAGUAAACGAAUCAGAUAGUAUCGUGGGUAUCAUUUCCCUGUCAGAUAUUCUACAAGCCCUGAUACUCACACCGGCAGGUGCCAAACAAAAGGAGACAGAAACCGAAUGACCGCUGUGAAUGGAGAAGCCCUGGUGGGAAAACUUGAACAAAGAUUCUGGGUCACGCUUUGCCUCAUGAACACUGACCGCGAGAGAAGAGACUGAAAUGGCUAUGAAUGUAUAUCAACGUUUAGUGAUGGGUAUUUUUUCCAGUAAUGUUGAAACUAAGCAUAAAAAAAGAAAGAUUUUAUGUGUUUGAAGAUUCAGGCUUGCAUCAAAAGGCUAUUUUCAGACCUUUGUCUGAAAUAUUUCAAAUGCUGUAUGUCAUUAAAGUGCACUGUGUCCUGAAAUUUUAUUAGUUUUCAUUUCAAAGAACUCACUGGUAAUGUGACAGGUAUAUGACAUAAGGCGAGUGUAUGGCAUAUUCAGAUCUAGUGCCUUAUGUCGGAACACAGCGAUAUGUCAUCACUACUGCCCUUCGCCACAGAGCGUCCUGGUGUGAGUGACACUGCUGGAGCGAAAAGUCUUUGACCCUUUACCAAAUCAGUUUGUUUUCAUUAGAUUUGUCGAACAGUCGUAAUUUGAAUAUAAAUAAUUACUUUAUAAAAUUUUAAUGACAGUUUUAUGUUUGUGUUCUGAACUAGAGUGUAAGCAAGACUGCUUUACAACAGCUUUAUUUAUUUUUACUUUCAUGCAGUUUUUUACACAUCUUUUGGUGAGUAGACGUCACCAUACCCAUUCAUAAACCAUCAGUUGUUAUUUUAAAAUGGCAGAUUUCUCAUUAUUUAAGUUUGGAUCUGUGAAGGAUAUGACUUCUCAAGGAGCCACUGUGCGGCUUUAAAAGAUGAGGUUUCUGGAAGCCUGUGUGGAAACUGCUCUGCGGACUGGGGACAGCCGCGGUUACGAGGAAGCAAAGUGCCGGGAAGAUGUCUAUUUUUUUCUUGUGUAUUGAAAUGUAAAAUCACAAUGUUUGUGUGACUGCUGAUGCGAUUGUUUCUGUACAUUUCGUUGUGGCAUAUGCAGUAUUGUCAUAGUUGGAGAGAAACAAUGUUUCCUGAUGUAAGUGCUCUGAAAAUGUUGACACUGUAUAUAUAUAAGUAUAGUUUGGUUUUUUUGUUUUUGGGGUUUUUUUUUUUGCAGAUUGAGAAAUUAAAAUAAAUCCUACUAUCUACCAUUUUGUUAAAGAAGUUCUUUAAAAUGUCGUGUAUUUCAGCACAUAAUUAAAAUUCUGCAUGCAGUUUCCCACUUAGAUAUUUCUCCCUGAAUAAAGGAGAACAUGAA
Equus caballus (horse) is the source of this 3522-nucleotide messenger RNA. It is a transcript of the gene PRKAG2, whose product is annotated as protein kinase AMP-activated non-catalytic subunit gamma 2. The record is from RefSeq and is a predicted model, not a curated record. Lineage: Eukaryota; Metazoa; Chordata; Mammalia; Perissodactyla; Equidae. Gene Ontology annotation, biological process: regulation of catalytic activity; protein phosphorylation. Gene Ontology annotation, molecular function: protein kinase binding; protein kinase regulator activity; AMP binding. Gene Ontology annotation, cellular component: nucleotide-activated protein kinase complex; cytoplasm; nucleus.